Molecule: messenger RNA, 1513 nt
Organism: Medicago truncatula (barrel medic)
Lineage: Eukaryota; Viridiplantae; Streptophyta; Magnoliopsida; Fabales; Fabaceae
Product: oxysterol-binding protein-related protein 4C
Exons: 8
Coding region: 368-1492 (374 amino acids)
Cellular component (GO): membrane; cytosol
Molecular function (GO): sterol binding
Source: RefSeq, a predicted model, not a curated record
ACAAAUUAAAUUCCAAUAUUAACUUUGCAUUUCUGAUCUCUCAAUUUUCUGCCGCUUCUUCAUUUUUUCACAUCAUUAUAAUUCCACCUUGUACCUUUCUCUCUCUCUCUCUCUCUCUCAACCUGCUUUAACUUCUUCCUCAACUUGGAGAUAUGGUGCAUAUGCUCUAGAAGGAAUAAUGACGUGUAAGUGGUCUAUGUUCGGUGAGUACGGUGUUGGCUCGACGUUAGUCAAGGGUCCUGUUAACCAAUGUUCCAGAAAUACUAAUAGGGACCAAACCCAUUGGAGGAGGAAAAUAUUGAAUACCUAAAUAGCCGUCAAAUUUAUCCUUUUCUUACUACUUAUAAACAAAGAAGAGAAAAAAAUUAUGCUCACUAAGCCAUUGCAACUAGCAAAAGAAUCAGAUUCAGAAGAGUCUUAUAGGGCUCCUAAUCUUUUGCAACGACUAUUAAGUUUAUUCAAGAAUGUACGCCCAGGAUCUGAUCUCACACGCUUUCAACUGCCACCACAAUUUAACUUACCAAAAUCACAACUUCAAUGCUAUGGUGAAUCAGUGUAUUGCACUGCUUCAGAUUUGCUAAGCAUAUGCAAUAAAGGACAGAGUCCAUUGGAUAGGUUCAUAUCUGUUGUAGCAUGGUCCAUAUCUACCACACGUCCUAUAUCAUUUGGUGUUGCUCCUUAUAACCCUAUUCUUGGUGAGACACACCAUGUUUCAAAGGGAAAUCUUAAUGUGUUACUAGAACAGGUGUCACACCACCCUCCAGUAACUGCACUCCAUGCAACAGAUAAGAAGGAAAACAUAGAAAUCACAUGGUCUCAGCAACCUGUUCCUAAAUUUUAUGGCACAUCAGUUGAAGCUCAAGUCCGCGGUAAAAGGCAAUUGAAGCUCUUAGAUCAUGGGGAAACAUAUGAGAUGAAUUCUCCUAACCUUUUCUUUAGAAUUCUUCCAGUUCCUGGUGCUGAUUGGGUUGGCACUGUUGAUAUAAGGUGCAUAGAGACAGGCCUAGUAGCUGAGUUAUCCUACAAAUCAGGUCAUUCUUUUCUAGGACUUGGUGGAAGUCAUAAAGUGAUCAAAGGGAAGAUCUUUGACUCUUCAUCCUUGAAAGUUAUAUAUGAACUUGAUGGUCAUUGGGACAGGACUGUAAAAAUGAAGGAUAGAGAAAAUGGUAAAGUUGCAGUGAUAUAUGAUGCAACAGAAGUCAUUACAAGGCUACAAGCUCCUAUUCUCAAGGAUGAAAAGAGUGUAUGGCCAACUGAAUCAGUCCAUGUUUGGAGUGGAUUGAGCCAAGCCAUAGUGAGCAAAGAUUGGGAGAAAGCAAGAGAAGCAAAGCAAGUAGUGGAGGAGAGACAGAGAGAGCUCAUGAGAGAAAGAGAUUCAAAAGGGGAAAAUUGGAUUCCUAAGCAUUUUGUAGUGUCUUACAGCAAAGAAGUAGGGUGGGACUGUACACCUAUUCAUAAUUAUGUAUCAGCUGCUCCAAUCAUAGCACUAUAAUUGUAUUAUGUAUUUGAUUUA